GCAAGUUGCGACACCACUCCACCACCUGCAGUAUAUAUAGUACAGGGGUCGAUUUCAUUUCCCCCGUUACAUGCAAGGCGCGUUGCGGCGGAAAAAAGAUGUCAAUCUUAUAGUAUAAAACAGACAGUCGUCACCGCCGCAAAGUCACGUAAAUCCGAUAGUGUCUUUUCAGCAGAACGUGAGGAGCUUAUUCACCUCGUCAUGGGCCGAACACUCAUCGACAAGACGACUUUCGGCUAGAGCUAGUGCUGGAGAGGACAUCGUCGUCCUGCGCAGGAUCUCGCGGGGUCACCCUCGCGACUUGUGUGUGUUAUUUUUCCCUCCGGAAAGCUCGUCUUGAAAAAUGGACGAAGCUAAGUAUCUCAAAAAAAAAAUAAGAUCUGGAAACCUUGAUGUGCAUCCAACUGAAAAAGCUCUCGUUGUGAAUUAUGAUGUUGAAGCUCUCAUCUUGGGUGAGCUUGGAGACCCAAUGUUAGGAGAUCGUAAGGAGUGCCAGAAAAUUAUUAGACUUAAAAGCCUGAAUGCCGAUACAAAUGUAACACUGCUAGCUAAGGAAGUCAUAGAUAAAUGCUCACUAAUUUAUGAGUCAAAACUGCACGAAGUGGAACAAUUAAUUUACUACCUACAGAAUCGUAAAAAUACUAUUGAAGAUUUUGAAAAUGAUGGUCAUCCACCAAGGCCAGUUUCAUCAAUCAGUACAGAAAGUGGAGAUUCCGAACGAGCUGUCAUUAGUAGUAUUGACAGCUACAUGGAGUUGCUGUAUGAUGAAAUACCAGACAAAAUAAAAGGAUCUACUUUAAUUUUGCAAUUAGCAAGGGUACCAGAUAAUUUACAAGAGUUAACUAAGAAUGAAUCGCUUCUUAGUGUUUUAGCAAGAGUUUUAAGAGAAGACUGGAGGAAAAGCACUGAACUUUCAAUAAAUAUUAUUUAUAUAUUCUUUUGCUUCUCCACUUACAGCCAGUUUCAUAGUGUUGUUUUAGAAUGCAGGAUUGGUUCACUUUGUAUGGAGAUCAUAGACUACGAACUUAUGCGAUAUGACCAGUGGAAAGAUGACUUGGAAAAGCGCAGACGGUAUUUUGAAAACACUACUGGUCUGUGUUUGCUUCCUGUCAUGAAUGCAGAUGGCUCGGACAAGAAAAUGAAAAUAAUGGACGAUAUAUGGAGUGCUGAUGGUCCACUUGACCUACAAAUGAAAAAGCGAUCUAUUGAUGGCUCUUUAAAUGUACCGAAGGAAGAGAUUGAUAGAUUAAAGGAUGAUCUCGAGAAAAGUCGUAAGAAAUUCAAAAAUUUAACAAAGAAACAAGAACAAUUGUUGAAAGUUGCAUUUUAUUUACUACUUAACAUUGCGGAAAAUACGGAAGUGGAAAAGAAAAUUAGAAAGAAAAAUGUGAUAGGGAUGCUUAUGAAGACUUUAGAUAGGACAAACACUGAUCUCUUAAUUUUAGUUGUAACUUUUUUAAAGAAACUAUCUAUUUUUAGAGAGAACAAAGACGUGAUGGCAGAGGGAAACAUUAUCGAAAAAUUACCAAAACUUCUUCACAAUACUAAUCCAGACCUUGUCUCCAGUACUUUAAAACUAUUAUUUAACUUAUCUUUUGACACAAAACUGAGAGGAAAAAUGAUCAGAGUCGGCCUUUUACCAAAAUUAAUAAAAUUACUCACUCAAGAUGAUGUAAAUAGAUCAACUAUUUUAGGAUUAUUGUAUCAUGCCAGUAUGGAUGAUAAAGUUAAAGCAAUGUUUACAAAUACUGAAUGCAUUCCUUUGAUGAUGGAUAUGUUGUUAGCAUCUGAUGCUGAACAAAUUAUGUCUGAGUUAAUAGCGCUAUGUGUUAAUCUUGCCACUAAUAAUAAAAAUGCCGAAUUAAUGGUUCAAAAUAACCGAUUGCGAGGUCUAGUUGAGAAAGCGUUUAAGAAUCAAAAUGCAGUAUUAAUGAAAAUAGUUAGAAACAUUUCACAACAUGAAUCAACAAAAGAAAACUUUGUUGAGUUUGUAGGCGAUUUUGCAAUGGCUUUGACGCAAUCCGAUUGUGAAGAGUUUGUCUUGGAAAUUGUUGGAGUGAUGGGAAAUUUAUCAUUGCCUGAUUUAGACUAUUCACAAAUCCUUCAAAGAUGUAAUCUUAUUCCAUGGAUACGGAAUACUCUUGUUCCAGGUAAAGCUCAAGAUGACUUGGUGCUUGAAGCUGUGAUAUUAUUAGGCACAGCUGCAGCUGAUGAAGAUUGUGCUCAAGUGAUGUGUAAAGCAGACAUGCUUCUAUCGUUAAUAGAAUUGUUGAAAGCUAAGCAAGAAGAUGACGAAAUGGUUUUGCAAAUAAUUUACGUUUUUUAUCAAGUAUCUAAACAUGAUUCAACGAGGGAAUAUUUGAUUCGCGAGACUGGUAAUGAGGCUCCAGGUUAUUUAAUUGAUCUUAUGCACGAUAAAAAUCCAGCCAUUCGAAAAGUCUGUGAUGCCUGUUUAGACGUAAUUGCAAUGUGUGAUAAAGAUUGGGCAGUAAGAAUAAAGGUUGAAAAGUUCCGAUCUCAUAAUCAACAAUGGUUAGAUAUGGUUGAAUCAAUCAACAUCGAUACUAUGGCCACAAGUUUACCUCCUCCAGAAGAAGAAGAUGACGACAGUCUUGGGGUAUUCACAAGCGGAGAUUUAUUAAAACAUACCGUCUUAUUUCCAUCAGGUAGCAAUACUAGAUUGAACUUGGACGAAGGGGAGUCAAUGACUAAAGCUUUCACAGAUUCGAUAGAAACGAUAAGCCGACCCGUGAGUCGCUAUAGCAGAGAUCUAGACGAGAUUUGUGAACUAAUGGCAUCCUCAAAGUCGCGCCUUUCCAUGGGCUCUGGUAUAGAAGAUUUGUAUCAUAGUUCCAAGCUUAAAUUUGAUUUGUCUGUUUGAAAAAUAGCGGGACGGCUUCACAGGGCCUUGUUAACUCUAACUAUCUUUAAGAAAAUUGCGCUCCAUCAUAAAAGAAUAACAGCUAGUAUUCAGCGAUGAAGUAAGCCGAAAUUUUGCAUGCAUCUUGAAGAGAAAACAAAGAAAACGAAGCAUUCCAGCACUUUUUUAAGAUAGACUUUGUCAAACUUAGGAUCAAUUAAACUAAGUAGCGCAUUUUGUUAACUUUUUUUAUACCUUAAAUUGAUUUAAAGUAUGUUUUUUUAAUAAAAGUUAUGUUCUUCUGGAAUGCUAUACUCAUAAAAUUAUAUUAGAAAAUAAGAAAAAAGCGCUCGAAUUCCAAAGUAUUGAAAAAUCUUUAUUCUUAACACAGCCACAGAGAAAAUAGGUAAACGAUUUUUCACAUGAUUAUAAGAGAUUACAUACUACGUGUGUAUGUAACCAUUCUCGUAUUUUUGAUUCUAUAAUUAUAUGUACACGUAUAAAAUACAAUGUUCUAGAUAAAAAAUAAGAGAAAUCUGAAGAUUAUCAUUGCGUGAUUUUUGGCUUGUUGUUUGAGCUUAAACUCUUUCGUAAAAUAUAUCCGUGGUCACAAGGACGCAGUACGAUUGUAUAACUAUUGUCUCCAUCCGUGUAGAAAUUGUGUUCCUUCAGACCCCAGCUCACGGGACUGUCGGCAAAUCCCUGCACGUCCAAACUGCACCACGGCAACGUCUCAUUAUUCGCAGUUGCGUAUUCCCUCAGCAUGUUAAAAAUUUUCUCGAUUUUCUGACGCGUAAGGAAGCCCGUGAAUUGCAGAUACUGAACUUGCCCGACCUCCAUCUUCGGAUUUGAGUUCUUGUAGGAAGACACGUAUUCGGCCUCCCUGUCCUCGUUUACCCUGAAACCACAUUUUUACGUGUGAAUAUAUGUGAGACUAUAGUUUUUGUUUUUGUUUUGUUUGUAAAUUAGCUUGAGGAAGUCCGCAGAAAUACUUGUAAUUCAAAUAAAUCAACUUUCGACCAACUA
Molecule: messenger RNA, 3886 nt
Organism: Nasonia vitripennis (jewel wasp)
Lineage: Eukaryota; Metazoa; Arthropoda; Insecta; Hymenoptera; Pteromalidae
Gene: Kap3
Product: kinesin-associated protein 3
Exons: 17
Coding region: 344-2881 (845 amino acids)
Biological process (GO): microtubule-based movement; cilium organization
Cellular component (GO): ciliary transition zone; axoneme; kinesin II complex
Molecular function (GO): kinesin binding
Source: RefSeq, a predicted model, not a curated record